AUGUCCGCAGGGACCCUCAGCGCCGGUCAACGCCAACUCCUCUCCCUCGCUCGUGUCUUGCUGCGGAGAAGCCACCGAGCAAAACAAGGUUCUGAAAGCGGUGUAUUGCUACUUGACGAAGUCAGCUCGAGCGUCGAUCAAGCUACAGAAAAGGUCAUGCAAGAGAUCAUCAGAAUCAAAUUCAAGGACUAUACAGUCGUGGCGGUCAGUCAUCGUCUGGAGAUGAUUAUGGACUUUGAUAGAGUUGUUGUCAUGGACAAGGGAUGUAUUGUUGAGGUUGGAGUGCCCAGGGUGUUGGCGGAGAACGCAGAGAGUAAGUUCGGUGAGUUGGUCAGAGCUGCAGAGUAG
Messenger RNA from Aureobasidium vineae, 348 nucleotides. NCBI's taxonomy places the organism in Eukaryota, Fungi, Ascomycota, Dothideomycetes, Dothideales, Saccotheciaceae. The record is from the annotation of a GenBank genome assembly.